Molecule: messenger RNA, 1123 nt
Organism: Amaranthus tricolor (Joseph's coat)
Lineage: Eukaryota; Viridiplantae; Streptophyta; Magnoliopsida; Caryophyllales; Amaranthaceae
Product: proteasome subunit beta type-4
Exons: 6
Coding region: 157-870 (237 amino acids)
Cellular component (GO): nucleus; proteasome core complex, beta-subunit complex; proteasome core complex
Source: RefSeq, a predicted model, not a curated record
ACAAAAGAAUCUGGUGAAUUCACUUCCUGAAAGUGCCUGAUUGAUAUACUUAUAAAUAAAUUGAGGAAAACGAUUCCACAAGAAACCCCAGUAAAAGAUAAAUUAGAUCGUAAAUCGUAAAACCUAAAAAAGAUUGCAAUUUUCCAGCUUAAAUUCAUGGAUGUCAAGAGCAGCUUACUCGUCGACGAUAUUCAGCGAACUCAGUAUCCUUAUGUGACUGGAACAUCUGUUAUUGGAAUCAAGUAUAAGGAUGGAAUUCUCAUCGCUGCUGAUAUGGGAGGUUCCUACGGAUCCACUCUGCGUUACAAAAGUGUGGAGAGAUUGAAGGCUAUUGGGAAGCACUCUCUUCUUGGCGCUAGUGGAGAGGUUAGCGACUUCCAGGAGCUGUUGCGAACCCUAGAUGAUCUCAUUCUCUAUGAUAACAUGUGGGAUGAUGGAAAUUCCCUUGGUCCUAAGGAGGUGCACAGCUAUCUGACUCGUGUAAUGUAUAAUAGACGUAACAAGUUCAAUCCACUGUGGAACUCUGUUGUCCUUGGAGGUGUUAAAAAUGGGCAAAAGUACCUUGGAACUGUUAACAUGAUUGGUGUGCACUAUCAAGAUAACCAUGUUGCUACAGGAUUUGGAAAUCAUCUUGCUAUUCCAAUUCUCCGAGACGAAUGGAAGGAAGACUUGAGUUUUGAAGAUGGUGUUAGGCUACUGGAGAAGUGCAUGCGUGUCCUCAUAUAUCGUGAUCGUUCUGCUAUCAACAAGCUUCAGAUUGCAAAAAUCACUGAAGAUGGUGUGACAAUCUCCCCACCCUACUCGCUGAAGACUUACUGGGAAUUCUCCGCAUUUAAGAAUCCUUCUGCUGGUGCUCAGGGUUCAUGGUAGACUACUUGGUAGUAAAAACUCCGAUGCUGGGCAUAACCUCUACUUACGUUUGUAUUUUCCGCUUCUUGCAAGCUUUGAACUAGAUUUUGUCAAUUAUGUUUAGCCCCUUGUGCAAACCCUAACUUCAUAUUGUUCUUUAGCUAUUGAAGUAACCUGUGAUUUUCUAUCAUCUUAUAUCCUUAAAACCAGGCGCGCUUCAGAACUGGUUCUGCGCUGCCUGUAAUCAAGUGAGAUCAUUGGUUGCUUAACGUCA